AUGGUCGCACCUACUUUCUUCGCCGCCCUCCUGGGGGCUUCAAUGGUCACCGCCUGUGCAGAUCAUUCGACCUUCCGUUCUGCAAAACUGGCAAAGCGUGCGGAUUACAAGAAACCUCAACAGGCAGACUGGGCGUACGAAGCAUCCUUCGAUUGGGGACGUGUCAACUCAAACUACAGGCUUUGCCAGGCUGGCACCCAGCAAUCACCUAUCGCCAUCGGCUUCAACAACGGUCUUGCGACGAAGCACCAGGUCAAGUUCAACUACCCCGAGGGCAAGACGAAGGGAACCUUUUACAACUGGAACUACGGACCAGCUUUCACCAUCGAGCAUCCUGAAGGGGAUUACUCCGGCAACCCGUCAUUCACAUACGACAACACCACCGUCUACCUCUCUGGCUGGCACAUCCACACGCCGGCUGACCACACCGUUAGCGGAUGGAGGUCCAGAGCUGAGAUGCAUUUCGUGCAUGUCAACGAGAAGGGCACACCAAGCGCUGUACUGGCGUUCAGGCUCGACCCCAGCAGCGCCAACGACGAAUUUUUCGCCCAGAUGCCGCCGAUGAUCGGCUUCAAUGAGACGGACAAGUCGACGCCGACUGAGCUCGACCUCAAUCUUGCACUCAAGGAGGUUUCUUACUUUGGUGAAUUCUGGACCUACCAGGGCAGUCUGACAAGUCCCCCGUGCACUGAGGGUAUCCGUUGGUUCGUGGCACGCAACGUCAUGUUCCUGGGCGACGAACAGUUGAGCGCUGUCUUGGGUGCGAGCACUUACAGCGCGAGGGCUGAACAGCAGGUUUGGAGACACAAGAUCAACGAGUAG
Colletotrichum truncatum is the source of this 822-nucleotide messenger RNA. Its product is annotated as carbonic anhydrase. Gene Ontology annotation, molecular function: carbonate dehydratase activity; zinc ion binding. Lineage: Eukaryota; Fungi; Ascomycota; Sordariomycetes; Glomerellales; Glomerellaceae. Gene Ontology annotation, biological process: one-carbon metabolic process. The record is from RefSeq and is a predicted model, not a curated record.